Molecule: messenger RNA, 1700 nt
Organism: Dicentrarchus labrax (European seabass)
Lineage: Eukaryota; Metazoa; Chordata; Actinopteri; Moronidae
Gene: ecsit
Product: ECSIT signaling integrator
Exons: 8
Coding region: 137-1507 (456 amino acids)
Cellular component (GO): mitochondrion
Source: RefSeq, a predicted model, not a curated record
UGUGGCACCAGGAUGUUAAGCCGGCUUUUCAACAUGGAGGCGUCCACGGAGUGAUUUCUGAAGGAGACUAAUUUCUUCGUACGUUCGUCAGCAUGAAUGCUUUGUUUCCUGAAGGUCAGUGUGUGAUGGCUCUACCAUGAAGUGUGCCCGCUGCCUGCUCCAGCUGCAGUGUCUCACACUGGUGGGCCAGUCAGCCAGACCUGCUGCUCAGUAUGGCACUCUGCUCCAGUCAGCGUCCUCCAGUCAGCUCAACGUUCUACAUAAGACCCAGCACCAGGUGUUGAGACGUUUCCAUGGCAGCCCAGCAUGUGCCAAGAGUCGACCUGUACGGGCUGAGGUCAUCAACGAGGACAACAAGAAGGGCGACGGGUCUCUGGUCACCUACGAUAACCUGUUUGAGCAGGUGACCAAGGAGGCCCAAACCAAGGCCACGUUUAUCAAAGUGGUGAAUGUCUUCCUCAAGAGAGACGUGAGGCGGCGGGGUCACGUGGAGUUCAUCUACGCCGCUCUAAAGAAGAUGCCGGAGUUCGGCGUGGAGAGGGACCUGGAAGUCUACAACAAGCUGCUGGACAUUUUCCCCAAAGAGGUGUUCGUACCCGUAAACUUUGUCCAGCGGAUGUUCAACCACUAUCCUCGGCAGCAGGAGUGUGGAGUGCAGAUACUGGAGCAGAUGGAGAACUAUGGUAUCAUGCCCAACAUUGAGACCAAAGUCCUGCUGGUCCAGAUAUUUGGACUGAAGGGCCACCCCAUGAGGAAGUACCAACGCAUCAUGUACUGGUUCCCCAAAUUCAAACACAUAAACCCCUUCCCCAUCCCCCAGCAGUUGCCUGAAGACCCAGUGGACCUGGCUCGCCUUAGCCUGACUCGAAUCGCUAAUGACCGGGAUGCUAAAGUCAUCGUGUAUCAGCUGCCCUGUACAGACAUCACAGAGAGUGGGGAGGAGGUCACACUUCCACAUGUAAUAGGUAUCCAGAGCCCCAGCCAGAUGGAGCUACUGGCCAAGCAUAACCCGAGCAAGCCAGUGUUUGUGGAGGGCCCCUUCCCUCUGUGGCUGAGGAAGACGUGUGUGUACUACUACAUCCUCAGAGCUGACCCCACGCCGCCUGAGGAGAAGAUAGAGGAGCCAUAUGAUCCAGAAAGGUGUUUCUUCUAUCCUCUGCAGCUAGACCUGGAUUUGGACCGUGACAUGGGGGAGGAAGAGAGCUUCGAUGUGGAAGACUUGGAUGAGGGUCCAGUCUUUGCCAUGUGUAUGACCAGCAGGGGAGACGAGGCCACCCUCAACCAGUGGAUCUCUGGCCUCCAGCAGAACAACCCCAUCCUGGGUCAGGUCCCCACUCUGUUCCGCCUGGACGCCGGGCCCAAGGAGCUGCAGGGGGCAGCUGACUCAGAGUCAGGCCACGACCACCACCAAAGGCCAGACCCAGAGACCCAGAGGGAAGAGAGACAGACUGAAAAAGAAAUUGUAGAAGAAGAACUGCAGAGGAGAAGCCGGGGGAUGAAACAGUGAACAGCAGUCAGACCGUGUGGUUGAGACUGACAAAAGUAUCAUGACUUAGUGUAUGGCUGAUGUUAGAAGUGUCCAUGCUGGGUAAGAUGCUGAACUAGUGCUUCAUUUAACUACAGAACACACAAGCUUAGUAGAACUUGAAGAUGACUCUGAUUAAUGUUGAUCAGUAAUCAAAUAAACUACAUUAAAAACG